UGUCUCGGCCAGUUUGGUCUCUGUCAUCACUCUCAGCAGCAGUUUGUCGACCCAAGGACUGAUUGGCUUUUUCUUUCCCGACUGGAGCUAUCCGCGGUGCUGAAACAUGAACCAAAGCGCGGGAGCAGCGCAGCACAGCCGGCGGUAUUCAAGUGAAGAUAAGGACAUAGGACCUAUUGGACCAGACAGAAACUGGAAAGGCAUUGCCAUUUCCUUGCUGGUUAUCAUGGCGGUGCUCUCACUCAUUGGACUAUCCAUUGUUCUGCUGUCAAAAGAUGACAGUGGUAAACCCUUUGGUUCAAGGUUGACACUUGAUGACCUCUUCCAAAGAAACUUCCAAAUACAUGAUCCUGAUGCAAAGUGGAUCGGUGAUGAGGAGAUCAUCUUUCGGACCUGGGAUGGAGACAUCAUGAAAGUCAACAUGAACAGCAACGAGACAGAACUCCUGCUGAAGAACACAACAUUUGCAACUUUUAAGGCGUCAAAGUUUGCCGUUUCUCCAGAUCUGAACUUUGUUCUUCUGGGAUAUGAUGUCACGCAGAUCUACCAGCACUCAUUCUUGGCAUCGUACCUGAUCUAUAACCUGUACACAAGAGAGGUGCGGGAGCUGAAUCCUCCCGAGGUGUCAGAUUCAGUCCUUCAGUUUGCCUCGUGGGGAGUUCACGGUCAGCAGCUGCUUUAUAUAUUUGAAAACAACAUUUACUACCAAACAGAUGUUCAGAGUAGCUCAUGGAGACUCACGUCUUCUGGACAGGAGGGGAUGAUCUUCAACGGCAUCACAGACUGGCUGUAUGAGGAGGAGGUGUUGCUCACACAGGUGGCCCACUGGUGGUCACCUGACGGCUCCAGACUGGCCUACCUCACCUUCAAUGAUUCCCUGGUUCCCAACAUGCUGCUGCCCCGUUUCACAGGCUCUCUUUACCCCAGGGGGAAGGAGUACCCUUAUCCAAAGAUGGGACAGAUCAAUCCCAUUGUCAGACUCUAUGUCGUCACACUGGAUGGCAGCUCUGUAACAACUGAACUGAGACCUCCUGACAGUCUUGAAAAGAGUGAGUACUACAUCACCAUGGUGAAGUGGGCGACACAAGGCAGGCUGAGUGUGCGUUGGGUGAAUCGAGCUCAAAACAUGUCAAUACUUUCUCUGUGUGACGUCACAACAGGUGACUGCACAAAGAGACACGUGAUGACAUCAGAGAAGUGGCUUGAUCGUCAGAAUGAGGAGCCAGUAUUUUCCAAGGACUGCACAACAUUCUUCAUCACUAUGCCCUUGAAACACGGUGGCCGCGGGACAUUCAACCAUAUCACCAUGAUCUCUAACCAAUCUGAGGGCCAAGAGGUCAACCUCCGCCACUUGACCUCAGGAAGCUGGGAAGUCUCUCAAAUUCUGGCCUAUGAUGAGAGCACAAAUUCAGUUUAUUUCCUAAGUACAGAGGAAGGCUCAACACAACGGCAAUUUUACAGAGUCUCCACUGCUGAUCCAUUUCGUAAAGAGUGUCUCACAUGCUCCCUCUUCAAAUCAAAGUGCACCUACUAUGACGCUCUUCUCAGCCCAAACUAUCAACAUGUUCUUCUCAGCUGCAAAGGUCCAGGAAUACCCCAAACUACCCUUCACAAACUAAGUGAUUUGAAUAAGCACAAGAGUGUGGAAAUAAACACAGUAUUAAGACAUGCACUGAUGAACAGAACAAUGCCUAAGUGGGAAAGAAGAACUGUACAAAUCAACAACUUUGCACUUCGUCUGGAGUUAAUUGUCCCAAUAGACUUGGAUGAAACACGGGAGCACCCACUUCUACUGAUUCUUGACAGCGCCCCUGGUGGUCAGGCUGUGAGCGACCGCUUCUCUCUCAGCUGGGAGUCUGUGCUGGUCAGUUCAGACAGCAUCAUCGUGGCUCGCCUGGAUGGCCGGGGCAGUGGCUUCCAGGGUCAGAGGAUCCUGCACGAGGUUCACCAGAGGCUGGGAACUGUUGAUGUUCAGGACCAGAUUGCAGUUCUGGAGCACCUGGUCAGGCUACCCUAUAUUGAUGGAAACAGAGUUGGAGUUUAUGGAAAGGCAUAUGGAGGAUUUCUUUCCUCUCUCCUGCUCCUCUCCUACAGCUCUAUGUUCCAGUGUGGCAUCGCUGUUGCUCCCAUAACAAAUUGGAGACUCCAUGGGUCGGCCUACAGUGAGAAAUACUUUGGCUCCCUAGCAAGAGUGGAUCACAGAUACCAAAUUUCCAGUCUGCUCAGUAACAUCACAGAACUGAGGCCUUUGGACUUUCUUAUUAUCCAUGGCACGGCAGAUGCCACUGUUCAUUUCCAGCAUUCGGCUGAGCUGGUCAAACUGCUGUCUGCGUCAAAUGUUAACUACACUCUCCAGAUUUUCCCAGAUGAAGGACACAAUAUUGUCUCCACCAAGAGCCAACACUACAUGCUAAACUCCAUGCUCACCUUCUUCAGGCGCUGCUUUGAAGAGGAGCAGGUUAUUGUUGUCCCGCAGACAUCUAAAGAGGAUGACUAGCCUGUAGAACCUCCUGUGAUGAGACAUUUUAGUGAAGAGUGUAGCAAUUGUUGUCAUGAGCCAACAAAGAGAGGCUGUGUUUUCCUG
Molecule: messenger RNA, 2584 nt
Organism: Epinephelus fuscoguttatus (brown-marbled grouper)
Lineage: Eukaryota; Metazoa; Chordata; Actinopteri; Perciformes; Serranidae
Product: inactive dipeptidyl peptidase 10-like
Exons: 26
Coding region: 107-2497 (796 amino acids)
Biological process (GO): proteolysis
Molecular function (GO): serine-type peptidase activity; dipeptidyl-peptidase activity
Source: RefSeq, a predicted model, not a curated record